Cercopithifilaria johnstoni is the source of this 1596-nucleotide messenger RNA. The record is from the annotation of a GenBank genome assembly. NCBI's taxonomy places the organism in Eukaryota, Metazoa, Nematoda, Chromadorea, Rhabditida, Onchocercidae.
AUGGUCCCUUUCAAUAAACCAUCCGUACCUCAUGCAGCGGUUGGUAUGGAUGUCACGAAUUUCAAAAGGGAAGAAUUGCUUCAACGAUAUGUUUCAAAAUCAAGAUUGUCGAGCUGUGGACGUGGCUAUUCAUUUUCUUUUGUAAUAUUUGCCAUUAUUCUGCAGCUUGAAAUCGUAUUUAUACCUCUUGGAGCAACUUUCUUCGAUCAAGGUAAAAUUGGAUAUCCACUGGUAAUUGAUAAUCGCGCUCGGCAUCAUAACUGGAAACGUAGCAUUGAUCCACUGACCAGGACUCAACAAAGAAGCGGCGACUACGGAAGCAGCAGUAGUAGUAUAACUAGUAUUAGUAUUUUAAAUACUACAUUAUUGGGAAAUGAAGUCGCGUUGGACAAGUGGAAGCACGCGGAAAGCAUAUCAGAUGAAAAUCAGCAGUAUCACAGCGGACAAUUCGUACUGUUCACCUUCAUCGUUAUUCAUAAUACCCAGACCAAACUGUUUACGACAGAAUCAGCGCAGAUAUUUGUAAUCGAAUUAGAACCUAAAGAAAAAUUAACUGUAACAUGUCGGGCUAGUUUACUUGGAUUGGGCGAAGAUAUGGAUGUUAUGUGGUGGAAAGAUAACGAAUUCAUAACUAAUUCAUCAAUCCUGAUAUUGAAUGAUCAAAAUUUGGGAUUAUAUCGAUGUAUAGCUGAUGUGGCGAUUGUAACUACUGAUCUUCUUGACAGUUAUCUUGUAAAUAAUCGGAUAAAACGUUCGGCCGAAAUGCCACCUGGGAAAGUGCUAAGUAGUGCCUUCAUUGUGAAGCGUGCCAUACCAAUUCAUUUUACCAUUCAUCCAAAAAAUUUAUCAGUAGCAGUUGGUUCAGUUUUCCGACUGGAAUGUGCAACAAGUGGUUCGUACUCUGAGCCAAUUACGUGGUAUCAUAAUGACACAAAAAUUCUAGCUGAGGCGAAUAGAGUUGACAAUGUUCAUAUAUAUACUAUUGAACAUCAUUCAGUAUUGCAUUUGAUGGGAGCAAAUCUGAAUGACAGUGGUCAUUAUCGGUGUCGUAGUGGAAGUAUAUUUAGUAACGUAGCGGUCGUAAAUGUCACCCUUGACGAGGAUGAACAUUCAGCUAAAGGUUCGGUGAUGCUAACUCAUCUUCCAUCAGAAUUGUUAGUUCCUCUCGGUGAAAGUGUUAUAUUGGAAUGUCUUCUGUAUGAUCCGCAUUCAGCUUCAUCGUGGCAUGUUGUAAAUGAAUAUGGACAACCUAUCCACAGUAUGUUAUUAGAAUAUCAAAAGAAUGAUGAGAAAACACGUAGUGCAAUGAUAAUACGUUCAGCCAGUACGCAAGAUAAUGGAAAAUAUACUUGCAUUACCUCUGGGAAAACAGUUCGGCAAAUUUCAACAUUUAUCACAGUUCAAGUGGCACCGUUAUUGUUGGUCAAACGUACGGUACGGAGAAUGACUGGAAUGGUUGGGACAACAAUUCGUCUUCGCUGUUCGGGAUCAGUUGAACCGUAUGAUACAUCGUUACAAAUAAAUUGGUACAAAGAUGGUAGAAAAGUGGUACCAUUUGGGAGAGCAAAGGUUGCUGGGCAUAGAAUACCCUUAUAA